Messenger RNA from Penicillium atrosanguineum, 630 nucleotides. RefSeq names its product putative lactoylglutathione lyase (Glo1). The record is from RefSeq and is a predicted model, not a curated record. NCBI's taxonomy places the organism in Eukaryota, Fungi, Ascomycota, Eurotiomycetes, Eurotiales, Aspergillaceae. The transcript has 2 exons. The coding region runs from base 1 to 630 and encodes 209 amino acids.
AUGGAGAAUUCAUUCACCACAAUCCCACCCGCUGAAGAAGGCCUCUUCUCCCCAGGUGGCCCAACCCAAACCUUCAACCCACCCCAAUCCCCCUCAACAACCAAUUACCGCCUCAACCACCUAGCAAUCCGCAUCAAAGACCCAUCUCGCUCCCUGCACUUCUAUGUCGACCUCUUAGGCAUGCGAAUCAUCUUCACCAUGAACGCAGGCCCGUUCACAAUCUACUACCUAGGCCAUCCACCCCCCCAAACAGAUCUAGAUGAAUGGGCGAAAUGCACGAGCCAGAUCCCCGUUAUGACGCGGACGAGUGGGCUUCUAGAGCUUUAUCAUGUUCAUGGUUCUGACGAAGUGACGACCGGGAAUGUGCCGCCGAAUUUGGGAUUUGCGCAUUUGGGAUUUACGGUGCCGGAUGUGCGAGUUGCGGUGGAGAGGUUGAGAGAGAAUGGGGUCCGGAUUUUGAAGGACCUUGGGGUUUGCACGAGGGAGUCGGUGCCGUUGUCGGAGUGGGAGGAGGAGAGGGGGAUUGGGAGGGGAGAGAUUCAUGAGAAUUAUGCGUGGUUUUUUGAGCAUUUUGCGAUGGUGGCUGAUCCGGAUGGAUAUUCAGUGGAGUUGAUUCCACAGGAUAUGUAA